Physcomitrium patens is the source of this 5143-nucleotide messenger RNA. RefSeq lists its product as uncharacterized. Gene Ontology annotation, cellular component: nuclear envelope. Lineage: Eukaryota; Viridiplantae; Streptophyta; Bryopsida; Funariales; Funariaceae. The record is from RefSeq and is a predicted model, not a curated record. Gene Ontology annotation, biological process: nuclear membrane organization.
CCCUAAGGCACUGUUCUUCUUCUCUUUCGCAGGGAGUGGGGGAGGAGCCGGAGGUGACCAGCGGUUUUGUCAGGACGCAGUUGGACUCGGGACAGGGAUCAUGCCUUGUGGAGGCAGGGGACAUCACCGCGCGGCUAGAGCUCGGCAUUCUGCGAGUGAUUUUGCAUUUUCGUCCAGGAGAAAAAAGUGAUUGUUUCGUUUUGGAGAUCCUCUAGGGUACAGAGGAUGGCUGCUAUGGCGUAUUCGCCAGUGCAGAAUGGAGACAGGGGUACGUAUGGUGCAGGCGGGGGCGGCAAGAUGCGCCCUCGACGAGCUCCGAAACGAAAUGGUACACCGUAUGACCGGCCGGCUGUUGGGCGUCAUGCGUCGGCUGGGCCUCAGGCGGCCGCGUUGAUGAAUGCCAAUGGAGGUGCGGCGGACGGAGCGAGGCGGGAAGGAUGGCUGGGGUCGAGGUUGCUCGGCACCGCUUCCAAGAUUGUCACCUCUGGGGCUUCGUUCCUGUAUUCUUCAUUUUUCAGGCGCCCGGCCGGGGACGGUCUGUUGCUGCUCAAAGAGGCGGAGAAAACUGCUGCGAAUAAUGCCGAAGGGCAAACGGACACGUUGUCGCCUUCAGCUGCCGAAGUUGAGUCUAUGGAAGCUGGAAGCCAGCAAGGCGAGGAAGACAAAACGUCAGAAGUGGAAAGUUGGAUGAAAAGGACCUUCUCAAGGGAAGAAGCCGAUCGGUUAAUUGCAAGUUUCAAGUCAUACUCUAAGGAGAAUGGGACCGCAGAAGAACAAGUCGAUCACGUUAACACAGAAGAACAGAGAACUACUCAUGUUAACCAUGUUCCGGCCCUCGAGUCUGCUCCAAGCAAUGGGCAACUUUCCGAUGCUCAAAGAUGGAGGGAAGAGCGCACGAAAGCUCGGCAAGAACAGAAAUCUAACCAUUGGCCGGGUGAUUUUGGAAAAGAAAAUGGCACUCCUACUGAGGCUGGGGCUUCUGAGGGGGUAGAAAUUGUGGCAGUUGAUGUUGCUAGAGCGUACAUGGGGGAGCGAGUUACAAGAGUGGUUACACCUGCUCGGGUCACACUUACUCGGGAAAAAGUUCCAACUCAACUACGACUCUCUCCUUACCAGUCUUCACCUUAUAUGUUGAGGAAGCAACAACCAACCAAUAUCUCAACUCAGUACGGUUCCGCCGAUGUUCCUGGUUCUUUUCAUUUUCCCCCUCCAGGUGGCCUUCGUAGUCGAGAUAUUGGUUUUGAUGAAAACCUGCGAACUCCAGCUCUGACUCGCACGGUUGGACGCCCUCUGCCUGUUGCCCGUAUCACCGCACCCAGUUCAGCAAUUGGAUAUUCACUGCCCGGAGAGGGGUCCAAAAAGAGAGGUUCCGCAGCUCUAGAGGAUGGUGGGUAUUCUUCUGGUGGGCCUAUUCGACGAUUAAGGCCUAGGUCAUCUUUGUACACUCCAAGUCCAGCCAGUGGAAUUCUAAGACGAGGAUCAUUGGGCGUGUAUCCUCCUCCUCCAAGGGCAUUACCGACUCCUGUUGAUGUCAAACAAAAGGUGAUCACAAUGUGGAGCCGGAAUGUUGAAACCGAGGGAAAAGGUAAUGCGAAAUUUUUUCAUCAGCACGAGGAAAGCAAAAGUUCAGAAGUAGAACCAAAUGCAUCUGUACCCGAAAGAGCAAGUGCAACAGCUCGCAAAAUUUUAGAAACUUUGGACAUGAUGACUCCAUCUCCAAAACAGAAGUCUUUGGACACAGAAUUGGCAUUUGUGAGGGAGCGUCCACCUACUGAGCUCAUUACUAGUAUGGUGAACGACAAGGCACGUCAGACCAUGCAGUCUUGGGAUUUUGCUGGGCCUCAGGAAGAAGCUGGACCUUCAGGACAGGGUCGCAAUCUUGAGGAUGAUUUGUACUCUGCUGCUGGAGGUUCUCGGACGGGAGCUGAACAGGGCACAAAGUCAAGAGUCAAAGGCAAAGCGCCAGCUUCUGCCUUAUCACAUGCUUCUGAAGAUAAGAGUAGAGAUCAACCAUCAUUUCCUUUCCAAGACGCAUCCAGGUUGAAGUUUCCAGAGUCUAGUUUGGCUAACCAAAGCCCAGUCAUUGGAAAAAAUAAAGGAUUUCAGAUUAAUGCGGAUUUCGAUGAUUCGGAUGAAGAAACCAGAGGAACUAACGCUACCUUGCUUACCCCCACUGUGACAAAUUCAACUUCAUUCACAACGGGCAAAAAUAGUUCCUCUGGAGCUGGCUUGUUCGAUAAUGAUCCACCCAGAUCCUCGAGUUUUACAGCAGACGUAUCUGGUCCUUCAAUUGGUUUUGGGUUUCAGAGGGAUACCUCAGAGACUACUGUGAUUGAUGGAAAAUCAACUGCUGCUCUAGGGGGUUUUACAUUUCCAUCCUCCAAUUCUUUUGGUACCACCAUGGAGCCGCCUCCGACACCUAAGCCAUUUCCAUCCCCAUCCAGCACAGAAUCUGCAUCUAAGUCCAAUGGCCCGCCUAGUUACAAAUUCAACACAGGUGCUCUAAUUGAUAAUAUGGUACUAAAACUGCCCUCAACAGGGGCAGGUGGGGCUGAUAAUAGUGUACAUACUGAUGAGACGAAAUCUAAGCAUCAGACUGAAAGGAAACCAGACUCUUUACAAAGUGACUUGUCUGUAUCUAACACUUCGAAUGCAGCUGAAGCACCAAAAGGACAAACUUCUAUGUUUGGUUCGUCAGGCCCGGAAACCUCCACGACUGCUACAACAUCCUUGUCUUCCACGUUCUCGUUGGCUAAAUUUGGAGCCCCUGGUGCGGGGGCAAUGUCAGGUAUAUUUGGUUCAGGCGGUCAAACUGCUAGUUCUACUGCAGGAUUCUCAAAUUUGACUACCUCGGUUUCAACUACUGAAACAAAUCUCUUCAAUCCUGGCAAGACGGGAUCAUCUCCAUCUGCAGAACCUGCUACCCUGAAAGCUGAUGCAUCUCUUAGUGCUGGUUCUAAAUUAUUCGGAAACGCAGCGGUAUCUCCGGCUCCAUCAACCGCAGCCACAUCCUCUUCUGCUUUUGGAACGAAAAAGGACCUAUUUUCAUUUGGGGCAGCAGCUAGCACUUCUCCAGCUCCGCCUCUGCAGUCAACCGCUCCUGCUUCAACUUUGGAUGAUGCAGAUAGACCUCAAAAGCGGCCGUUUGGUCAGGAGAAGACUAUUGAUAAUUCAGGGGCUGCUCCUGUGACUUUUGGAUUGUCCGCUGCCGGAACUAUCCCAGCUUCAGCGUUAUCGACAGCGAACUUCUCUACUUCAGUUUUUGGUCAGGGCUCAAGCUCACCAGCACCAGCGUCCAAUUCCACGUCCCUGUUUGGCUUUAAGCCCUCUCCUGCGACCUCAACUACUUCGACAUCAUCCUUGGCCACGACUUCAUUUGGUACGACAAAUGCAUUUGGGUCAUCCUCUCUUAUUUUUGGCAGCUCAACAUUUGGGUCGAGCAAUCCAACACCAGCAUUGGGUGGAGCUUCCAGUUCUCCUAUAUUCGGUGCGUCAAGUACUGCAUCUUUUGGAGCUUCGAGCACUCCUACAUUUGGGUCGUCAAGUGCUCCAGCAUUCGGAGCUUCUAGCACUCCCGCAUUUGGAGCCUCAAGCACUUCCGCAUUUGGAGCCUCCAGCAACCCGGCUUUUGGAGCUUCUAGCAUUCCCGCAUUCGGAACUUCUGGCACUGCUACAUUUGGGGCACCUAGCACUCCUGCAUUUGGAGCAUCUAGCACUGCCGCAUUUGAAGCAUCUAGCACUCCCACAUUUGGAGCAUCUAGCACUCCCAUAUUUGGAGCGUCCAGCACCCCGGCAUUUGGAACGUCUAAUACAAAUAACAAACCUGCCUUCGGAGGUUUCAGCUCAGAAGCUCCAGCACAACCUUCCCAAUCUCAUGCUCCCGUCUUUGGUUUUGGAUCCUCUGCUAAUACGGGGUCAUCACCUUCUCCAGCUCCUUUUUCAUUUGGUUCUUCUGUUGGGUCUGGUUCUCCCUUCGCUUUUGGUUCCGGUGCCGCAUUACCAACCACGUCAACUGGUGCUUUUGCAUUUGGAGCAUCUAGUGCCCCAUCACCGACUACUUCAACUGGUGCAUUUGCUUUUGGUGGUUCCAGCGCCGCAUCACCUGCACCCUUCAGUUUUGGUGCGAAACCUUCUUCUCCGUCAAUGUUUGGCGUAGGUAGCUCGGCACCUGCAUUUUCAUCCACUCCAAACGGUGGGACGGGAACUGAUAUGGAAGACAGUAUGGCUGAUGAUGGCCAGAUGAUGGCCUCUUCACCACCUCCACAACAAACACCCGUUUUUGGUGCUGCCCAAAAUGCAUUUGGUAAACCCACCGCCUCAGCCCCCGCACCUGCACCAGUAUUUGGAGGCUUCGGGAGUUCAGCAGCUUCUCCAGUGGCGAAUCCAUUUGCAGCAUCAUCUACUCCGCAACCUUCCCCUCCUAUUGCCGCCAAUCCUUUUGCGCCAUCGCCUCAGCCAGGACAACCUCUUAACUUUGGUGGUGGUGGUUUUGCUCUUGGAUCAACUGGACAAGACUCGGGUGCUAAACCUAAUAGGAAGUUUAUCAAAGCCAAAAGGGCAGGCAGCGUCAAAAGGAAGUAAAUGACAAUGUUCGACGAGUGUGGUGUGAGAAAUUCUUAAAAAAAUUGUUGGCAGUCCAGGCUAGUCAAGGUAUCGGAAAGAAUUAUUAGAACUGGUGAUAGUUUUGAGUACUUAUCUGGAACUGCAAAUGUUUAGUAUAUCUACGGAUCUUGUCGUCCACGUCUGGCUAGUAAAUAGUUAGAAUAUUGAACCAGGUUAGUUGAGGUUCUGGAUUUGGGCAUGAAUCUUUUCUUUGAGUUUAACAGAGGACUUAACUUCAAGUGCUGCCUUCAAUCCAACUAGUAAAUUUCGUAUUGAUCAACUGUCUGGCUUGUCAGAGCCCUUUAUAACUAGGGUUGUCUCAUAUGACCAAUGGCACUGUUUCCAGUAGAAGUGUCAAUUUGGUGGCAAGAAACCAUGGUAGGAUUUUGUACUGGUAAUUACCAUCACGUGUUGACUUGUGCCAUUUUUUUUCGUGAAUACAUGUAUCCAAGAAACUAUUCCAAAUUGUAGGGAAUGGGCUUUAGUUAGUGAGUCCUAAGGUUGUAUACUACUUUUUAUUAAUACACGUACUUUUUGUGUA